UGCCAGCUGACUGUUUCUGCAGCGCAAUGCCUGUGAAGUAAACAAAGGUCGUAGUGGUCUUUGAAGCCCAUCUGGGUCUUCGCAAUCUCCGACGCGCACUGUGCACUGCUACCAUCCAUACUCGAAGAGUGGUAUACAGCAACAAUGGCAACUCCAGUCACACACUUCGUGACGCUGACCCAGACCGCUGGCUCGGCUUCGCCUACCUCGACCUUCAGAGCCGCUCCUCAAGGUGGUAUUCUCGAAGGCGGAAACCCUACUCACUAUGACACCAAGAACCCCAUCAUCCUCUUCAUUAUCCAAGCUGGCCUGAUCAUCAUCUUCUGCCGCCUUCUCCAUUGGCCUCUCUCCCGAAUACGCCAACCUCGAGUGAUCGCCGAAGUCAUUGGAGGAAUUCUGUUGGGUCCUUCUGUAAUGGGACGAAUACCUGGCUUCACCGACGCCAUCUUUCCAACAGCCUCACUCCCCAACCUCAACAAUGCCGCCAAUCUUGGUCUCAUCCUCUUCCUGUUCAUGGUCGGUCUGGAAAUAGACAUGCGCUACUUCUUCAGCAAUUGGAGAGUUGCUUUGAGCGUAGGAGCUGUAGGCAUGAUUCUGCCAUUUGGUCUUGGUUGCGCAGUAGCUUGGGGACUUUAUAAUGAGUUCAAGGACGAACCAAAUAUCGUGUCCAUCAACUUUGGGACAUUCAUGCUGUUCAUUGGCAUUGCCAUGGCUAUAACGGCCUUUCCGGUUCUAUGUCGCAUUUUGACCGAGCUGAAGCUAUUACACACAUCUGUCGGCAUUAUUACGCUCGCUGCGGGCGUUUCGAACGACGUAGUCGGCUGGAUCCUUUUGGCACUUUGCGUCGCACUGGUGAAUGCUGGAAGUGGCCUGACCGCGCUAUGGGUCGUGUUGACUUGCGUUGGUUACGCUCUCUUCCUGUUCGUCGCUGUCCGACCUGUCUUCUUGUGGUAUCUAAGACGAAAUCGCGCAAUACAGGAUGGGCCAUCGCAGAGUGUGAUUGUUGUCACACUACUGGUGAUGCUGGCAUCGGCAUUCUUCACUGGGGUAAUCGGAGUUCACGCCAUCUUCGGUGCAUUCAUGGCUGGCCUCAUCUGCCCGCAUGAGGGUGGUUUUGCGAUCAAGAUGACUGAAAAGAUCGAGGAUCUGGUGGGAGCACUCUUCUUGCCUCUUUACUUUGCGCUUUCUGGUCUUUCGACAAACAUCGGACUUCUGGACAACGGCAUCACCUGGGCCUAUGUCAUUGGUGUUAUUGCGAUCGCGUUCAUUGCGAAAUUCGUCGGUGGUACACUGGGUGCUAGAAUCAAUGGUCUGGUCUGGAGAGAGUCAUUCACAAUAGGAGCACUCAUGUCCUGCAAAGGUCUGGUUGAGCUGAUUGUGCUCAAUAUUGGUCUUCAAGCGCGCAUCUUGAGCACGAGGACGUUCACUAUUUUCGUAGUCAUGGCUCUGGUCACGACGUUUGCUACAACACCACUUGUUCAAUGGCUGUACCCGCCUUGGUAUCAACGCAAGAUCGAAGCCUGGAAGCGUGGAGAGAUCGACUGGGAUACAGGCAAGCCAAUCAAUGACAAUGGCGAUGCGGACAGCGUUGUUAGGCAAAAGGAGGAAUCAGCGAAGAUUAGGAAUCUGCUGGUCUACCUUCGACUCGACAACAUGCCAACGCUGCUUGCGCUCGUGUCACUACUUGGCAACAAAAUGCUGGAUGGCCCGCACAGGGACCAUCCUUCGAAGUCUCAAGAAAAGGACGACGAGCCACACUAUCAAGCGCCGGUCCAGAGCACUAAACGAGUCACUGUGCAUGGAGUGAGACUUGUCGAGCUUGGCGAUCGUGGAUCCUCUGUGAUGAAGGUGAGCGAAGCCGACGAGUACUCCCUUUUCGACCCCAUCCUCAACGCAUUCCGGGUGCUUGGACAACUUUUCAAUCUUGCCGUUUCAGGAGAAGUCGCCGUGAUUCCAGAAAGCAGUUUUGCAGAAACUCUUGUCAACAAAGCUAGCGAGGAGUCCUCUGACCUUCUCCUCAUACCCUGGAGCGAGACUGGCACCCUUUCAGAGAAGCAGACGGUCUCUACGGAUAACGUAAAGAAUAAACUUGCUAGCGACCAAUACAGCGCCUUCGUCCGCGAAACACUCGACGCCACACACUGCCAUACUGCGAUUUUCAUCAACAAAGGCUUCUCAGGCACACUGAAACAGAGGUCGCAUAGUCUUCAUCGAACUCUAAGCGCAUUGAGUGUGCGGAGCCAACGAGAGCAUGCGACAACUUUGGGCGUCGAUCAAAGCCAUCACAUCUUCAUGCCAUUCUUUGGCCUGGGCCCUGACGAUCGUGUUGCACUGAGAUUGGUUCUGCAGCUCGUGGAGAAUCCUGGGGUGACAGCAACUAUCGUCCACUACGAGUCCACAGAUGCAAUAACGUCUAUACCAGCUACGCAUGAGGUUGUCACGACCAAGGAUGCUGAGUCCAAGCAGCCUGUUGCUUCUUCCAUGGUCUCCCGCGCCUCAUCUGGAGCAGGAUAUGGGGCCUUCUUCGCCGCUAUCCAGAAAUCUGUUCCCGCUGAGGUAUCUAAUCGGAUUGUCUUCGAAACAGUUCGCAACAGCAAGGAUCCUAUCAGCGAUGCAUUGUUGAAAGCGCAACAGGAGCUCGCACAAAAUCCAAAGAAUGGAGGGGACAUCGUUGUGCUUGGCCGACAUGUUGAGCAAUUCAGGAAAGGCAGCCCUAUUACCCAAGCGUGUUUGGGUGCUGCAGCGGACACCAUUGCGCAGAGUGGGAUUAAGGCUAGUUUGCUCGUUGUUCAGGCCCGAGGUAGCGUGGAAUAGAUACCCAUGAUGAUACGUAUAUACGAACUUAUGCAUGUGAACGAGAAAUUCUGGAUCCCUGUC
Molecule: messenger RNA, 2877 nt
Organism: Pseudocercospora fijiensis CIRAD86
Lineage: Eukaryota; Fungi; Ascomycota; Dothideomycetes; Mycosphaerellales; Mycosphaerellaceae
Exons: 3
Coding region: 145-2814 (889 amino acids)
Biological process (GO): proton transmembrane transport
Cellular component (GO): membrane
Molecular function (GO): antiporter activity
Source: RefSeq, a predicted model, not a curated record